AUGGCUGGUAGUCCACUUUCAGAGUCGAAUGCACCAGCGAAACUCAUGGAUCAAGGUCAUUUAAAACCUGGUGCUCAUGCUUCCUUACUCUCACAUAGUAAAACACUCGAAUUGUACCGUCAGAACGCUCGCAAGUCACAGGAUCCUUCAAUACCAUUUGAACUUGCCACAUUUCAAUUAGAAGCCGCUAGAGAUUUGGAUCCUACACCUUCAAACCACGCAGAUCCAAACAACGACAAGGAUAGAGAGGAACUUAUUAAAGAGGCUACAGGUAUUUUAAAUAGAUUGAGCUCAAGAGGUCACACUGAGUCUCAAUAUCUACUCGCUGAUUGCUACUCUUCUGGUAUUGGUACUUUACGCGGUAGACAGGAUUUUGAUAAAGCAUUCCCUCUUUUUGUUCAAGCUAGUAAGCAUGGUCACCCAGAUGCAUGCUAUAGAGCAGGUGUUUGCUUAGAAAAUGGCUGGGGUUGUAGAAAAGACAACAGCAAGGCGAUUUCAUUUUACAGGAAAGCUGCGACUUCACUCCAUCCAGGGGCGCUUUAUAGGCUCGGUAUAGCAGAACUCAAGGGUGAACUGGGUUUGCCAAAGAGACCAAAAGUUGGCGUAAAACAUCUCACUAGAAGUUGUGAAUUAGCAACCGAAGAAUUCCCACAUGCACUUCACGAGAUGGCGAAACUAUAUGAAAAAAGUGUUGAUAACGUCCUUUUUAUUGACUUAAAUUACAGUGUAGAGUUAUUAGCACAAGCAGCAGAGCUUGGUUAUGCACCAAGCGCUUAUACAUUAGGAGAAUGCUAUGAAUAUGCAAAGUUAAACUGUCCACAAGAUGCAGCGUUAUCCAUUCAUUACUAUAACAUAGCUGCACAACAAGAUCAUAGCGAGAGUUGUUUUGCUCUCACAGCUUGGUAUUUGGUUGGUAGCCCAGGCAUAUUACCACAAUCAGAUACGGAAGCUUAUCUCUGGGCCGUAAAAGCAGCUGAGCAAGGUCUCUCAAAGGCUAUGUAUGCAGUUGGUUACUUCACUGAAGUUGGUAUUGGUACUGAACAAGAUUCAAAAGCUUCAACAAAUUGGUACAAAUCUGCUGCAGAAAAUGGUGAUGAAAGAGCUAUAACCAGACUUAAACAAAAUGGUCUUAACGUUCAAAAAUUGCCUUCAUCUGAUAGCUCAGGUAAGCUAUCAAAACGCUCAAACACGCAAAAAGAUUGCAUUAUUAUGUAA
This is a messenger RNA of Wallemia mellicola CBS 633.66, 1215 nucleotides long. RefSeq names its product HCP-like protein (gene Skt5p). The record is from RefSeq and is a predicted model, not a curated record. Gene Ontology annotation, molecular function: protein binding. The transcript has 2 exons. Lineage: Eukaryota; Fungi; Basidiomycota; Wallemiomycetes; Wallemiales; Wallemiaceae. The coding region runs from base 1 to 1215 and encodes 404 amino acids.